AGCCGUGUUGGCCCAAGGGGAUGCGGCAUGCCGACCAGACUGCCGAGCAAGAGCUUGCUUUGCUACGGAUUUGGAGUGCUGGUCGGGCUGGUGACGGUCUCACUGACCGAUGUGGGUGGCUUGCUGGACCCGGCCAAUACGAAUGUGAGAGACGUGUUGAGACAGGAGCUGCCGGCUCAGAGCUCGAGGCCGGCGGGUUCCGUUGAGAGCACCAUGACGAAGCCAGAGUCCAAGGAGGAGACAGGUGAGACGCGCGAGCCCGCCUGCCGCUUGCCGCUUUGCGUGCUCACCGGUGUUGGCGCCACGCGGCUCUUCAUCUUGGAGCACACCGACGGCGCGGGGCAUCGUAUGAAGUCCAUCCUGGAGGCAGUUGCCAUCGCCCAUCGCAACCACAUCAACUUCGGGGGUCUGGUCGGCCAGCUGCAGCCUUUGACGGACCAGCACAUCAACUUCCGCAUCAUCACAGAUGCAAUUUUCGGAGAUGGGGCUUCCAAGGAGCUCUACAUCUACAACAUCAGCCGCAAGCCACAGAUCCACGGCACCUUCAAUGAUGCCAAACAGUUGGAGGCACGGCUUCCAGGCGUUGCGAAGGGAAAAACCCUGUACUGCCACGCGGUGAACGAGUGGGGCUACGACCGGCGCGUGCCAACGAGCUCGUACUUCCCGGGCUGGCUCCGCGAUGAGAUGAGGAAGCAUCUGGAUGCUCGGCCGCUGGUGUUUGCCCCUGGGAAGACGUCCGUGGUGAUUCAUCUUCGGCGCGCAGAUCUAGAAAGGGACGACACGCGAGCGACGAAGGACUCCUACUAUUACCGUCUAGCCAAAGAAAUCAGGGAGCUUGCUCCCCCUGACGAGCUGGACUUUCACGUCUGGAGCUCGCCAAAGAAUAUCCCAGCGGUUGAGCAGGACUAUUGGAAAUCUUCGGACUACGAUGGCUACCGGGAGCGAGGGAUGACGGUGCAUCUGGACAAGCAUAUUGACAGCAACGAGGACAUGUUAACUGCCUGGACCCACAUGGCCAGAGCCCACAUUCUGAUCAUGUCCCAGAGCUCAUUCUCCAUGGUGCCCGCAUACAUGAACACCAACUGUGUCAUCUACCCCUCCAACAUCGACUCUCCACUGGAGAACUGGGUCAAUGGCCGAGACGAAGAUCGUCAGGCCUACCAGCAGGAGGUCGAAAGCUGUGUGAGACGGGUGAGGAAGAUUGUGCCCCAAACUGCCGAGGUCACAGACACGGAACAGCCAGCUCCCGCGGAGAUGCGAUGCGAGUUGAAGGUUUGCAACCUCCACAGCCUCUCUGCGCCGCGCUUGUACAUAUUGGAGCACACGGAUGGGGCGGGGCACCGCUUGAAAUCGGUGCUGGAGGCCAUAGCCAUCUCCUGGCGAAACAAGUUGAACUUCGGAGGCCUCGUAGGGCAGCUGCAGCCCUUGACAGACCAGCACAUCAACUCCCGGGUGGUGGUGGACGCCUUGUUCGGCGCUGGGGCCUCGCGGCAUCUCUUCAUCUACAACAUCAGCUCCAAGCCCUCCUUCACCUCGGAGUUUUCAAACGCCCGCGAGCUGGAGACCAAGGUGCCCACGCUGCGGCCGAACGAUUUGGCGUAUUGCCACGCCGUGAACGAAUGGGGCUACGACCGGCGCGUGCCAACGAGCUCGUACUUCCCGGGCUGGCUCCGCGAUGAGAUGAGGAAGCAUCUGGAUGCUCGGCCGCUGGUGUUUGCCCCUGGGAAGACGUCCGUGGUGAUUCAUCUUCGGCGCGCAGAUCUAGAAAGGGACGACACGCGAGCGACGAAGGACUCCUACUAUUACCGUCUAGCCAAAGAAAUCAGGGAGCUUGCUCCCCCUGACGAGCUGGACUUUCACGUCUGGAGCUCGCCAAAGAAUAUCCCAGCGGUUGAGCAGGACUAUUGGAAAUCUUCGGACUACGAUGGCUACAGGGAGCGAGGGAUGACGGUGCAUCUGGACAAGCAUAUUGACAGCAACGAGGACAUGUUAACUGCCUGGACCCACAUGGCCAGAGCCCACAUUCUGAUCAUGUCCCAGAGCUCGUUUUCCAUGGUGCCCGCAUACAUGAACACCAACUGUGUCAUCUACCCCUCUAACAUCGACUCUCCACUGGAGAACUGGAUGGAUGGGAAGGAUACCAAAAACUCAAAGUACAAGUCCAGCUUGGAGAAGUGCGUGAAAGAUGCCCUUCAGAGAGGCUUUGACUUCGUCCACAACCUGCUGCACAUGACCGGGGACAAGGUCCUGCAGCCAUUCCAUGACCCGAGUGCCAUGGUGGUGGCGCUCUUCAACGGCGAGAUCUACAAUUGGGAGGAGCUGCAGGUAGAGCCCGCCUCCUUCCGGUCUGACGGGGAUGCGCUUCUCAGCGAGUACCGGAGGCAUGGUGGUGACUUUGUCAAGCGGCUCGAUGGUGAGUUUGCGCUGGCUCUCUUUGACUUUGCUCGAAGGGAAGCGUUCUUGGCAAGGGAUCCCUUCGGCUCAAAGCCCCUCUGGUUUGCUCGCGGGGACGGGAAGUUCGCAGUGUCUUCCUACGCGUCGGCCCUGCGACGCCUGGACUUCAAGGAUGCGGAAAUCCACCAGGUGGAGCCCAACAGCGUGCUGGUGCUGGAGCUGCCUGCGGCAGCCAGCGAACCACCGGUCAAACCAACAGAGGCUCCUGCGAUUGCUCGGCAGACCACGGUCUUCGAGUUUGACCUGCGCCAGCACAAGACGAGCACCAGCGAUUGGCAGAAGGCCUUCGUGCGGGCCGUGCAAAAGCGCACCGGUUCCUCCAGAUUCGCGCCUGGCCGCGCCACCCCGGCCAUGUGCCUGAGCGACGGCUACGAUAGCGGCAGCAUCGCGCUUUCCCUCGGCAAAUUGGGCAUCCAGCCGGCUAUGUAUACUGUGCAGGCCCGCGAGGAUGUGCGGGUCCUGGUGGCACGGCUGGUGGAGCUGAGCCGGCGGGUGAACUCAACGUGGAAGCUGACGCAGCUCUCAACCGAACAGUUCCAGAAGGAGAAGCUUUUUCUGCAUGACCGCGCCGAGAGGGUGCUCUACAAGCUGCGGCCCGGGUAUGCCAACGUGGACGACAAGGCUGCCGCCGGCCUGUCCUGGAUUUACCGCCAGGCCUCCUUUGCUGGUCAAAGGAUGUUCCUUUCAGGCACCGGCGCGGAUGAAAUCAUUUCGGACUACGGCACCAACGGCGUGGCCUUUGAAUUUCACAGCACCCUGAGAGGCGAGUUUCCUGAGGAGCUCUCCAGCGUAUUUCCCUGGUUGAAUUUCUUCCUCGGCACGCAAAGGGACUACCUUGCGAAGGAGGAGAGCACAGCAGGAGCCCACGGGGUAGAAACGCGAUACCCCUUUCUGGACCGGAACUUGGUCCAAGAGUUUCUGUGGCUGAGCGCGGACACGAAGAACGCCUUGUACAAGGCGCCGAUUCAUGAAUUCCUGGAGGCUGAGCGGUUUCCCUUUGUGCGCGGCACAAAGCGGGGGUUCUCCGCCGAUCGGAAUCUGGUGGGCGACGUGGACGAAGACCAGGAUGAGAUUUCCCAGGCCCGGCGGAAGUUUUGGUCCGGCCUCGGGGCAGCCGAGGGCACCGUGAUCGCGGCCUUCGCGUCCCAGCCCGCGGCUUCGCAGUCCGCGGCGGGAGCGUCGGCGCAGUCCCCCGCGGACUCGGCCACGGUGAUCCCGGCGCCGCUGCGGCGCCUGGUGGAGGUGACCCAGGGUCCUCGACGCUGGCGAAGGUGGCGGAAGAGGAUUCAUCGUCAGUGGGCUGCGGGCAUCUUGCGGGACCUGCCGUCGGUUCAGCGCGCCGAGACCGCAAAGCAGCAAGGGCCAUUGGCUCCUGUGCUGUCCCUGGCUGUGGCAAAUGGCGUGGGGCCAAACAAUCGAGCGGUGAUCUUGACCUCGUGCAUGGAGGAGCACUAUUUUUGGACUUACUGCGGGCCCUUCCUCCAUAGCGUCGCUGAAGCCUUCGACCUCUUCGAGUCUCCGGGUCCUGUUCGUGCAAUGGUGGCCACGGCUGGCAUCGAGCCUCAGAGUUUGGAGGCGGUUGCCCGACUCCUACCUUUUGUGGAGUUCAGCGCGUUUCACGAGCACGAGGACCAGCUAAGCUCGCAUUCCGACCCGACGGAAGCGGAGUCCUACCGGCGGCUCUCAUACCAAUCCCUCAAGUUGCAGCAGUACCUUUGGCUUUGGCAGCGCAAGUUGCUGCCGGAGAAAGAGGUGGAUUUCGUGAUUUGCAUGGACUCGGACAUGCUGGUUGUAAAGCCAUUUCUGCACGUCUUCGAGCUUUUGCAGCAGCGGCAAGUGGACGUGGCUUUCUCCUACUAUGACGGCACGCGGCACGUGCCCUGGGGCUCUCCGGCGGAGCUGGCUCGCACCAAGAAGAAGGGCUUGGUGCGGCUCCAGGGCGGCAUGCUCAUCAUGCGGAACUCCGUGGAGGCGAUUCAGUGGUUCGCCACCUGGAAAAGCCUCACGGAAGCGGCGCUGUUCCACAAAGAGAACGAGGGCGAGCUGGGGGACCGCUGGCGGGACCUCCUGGAGGAGUUCAAAGGGCCUUCGCAAGCAGCGCUGGCCUUCCUGCUGACGCAGGGUGAUGUGGAUAUCAUGAAAGACGUCAGCGCUUGCUGUAGCUCCCUGCGAAGCAUCGAGCCGCUGGGCCGCGCUUGGCGACGAGAGUGGCCGAAGCGCUGUUUUCGUGCGGCCUGA
Molecule: messenger RNA, 4692 nt
Organism: Effrenium voratum
Lineage: Eukaryota; Dinophyceae; Suessiales; Symbiodiniaceae
Source: the annotation of a GenBank genome assembly